Messenger RNA from Lathyrus sativus (Indian pea), 156 nucleotides. The record is from the annotation of a GenBank genome assembly. Lineage: Eukaryota; Viridiplantae; Streptophyta; Magnoliopsida; Fabales; Fabaceae.
AUGAGUUCAUGUGGGUGGAACCGUGGCGGUGGCGCGGUGUUGUCGAAUGAUGAUGGUGAAGCCGUGGUGAUGAAAUGUUGUUUUGGUGUGAGGAAACUAAAGGGGUGUUUGUUUGUUUGUAUUCAUGAAGAGGAAGUCUUGGAAGAAGGUGAGUAA